GCACAGCAAUGCUGAAAGACCUUUGAGGGGUUGCAGAGUUUACCUGCAGGGCAAGUGGAUCUUUGAUGUGGACGUGGGCCGUGUCACUUUAAAAACCCCAGAGACUUCAUUCUGUGUUUAGCCGCCUGUCGGGACAGUUGUGGACUUUUGAAAAGAGGAGCUUUGGAUUACAGCACAAACCUGUGUGUACUGAGCUUUGUUCUGACCUUUCUGGUUCUUGGAUGUGUGGACUCGAGGGGACAAUGUCCACAAUGUCCAGUGAAGGUGAUGCUGGAGGUCAGCCUUCCACAACAACAAUCAGCACUGUGGCCGUACAGGCUGGAACUUCCCAGAUUGUUGUAGCAGUACUCAAGUGUGGCGAGCUGGUGCAUCUACAACUGACAGAAGCACAACCCAACCUUCUGGAGAUUGGAAACAACCAGGAUGAAACCAAAAAGCUUCUAGAGGAACAUGAGCAGCUCCUUGCUAAACUUAAGAAAAAUGAAGGAGGCGUAUGGGCUUUGCUGGAGGAGGCUGAUAAAACAGCAGCUCAGAAGAAAGGAGAGGAGCUGGUUUAUGAGGCCAUGGCUGUCUCUCUCAGUGAGGCUUGGAAAACACUGGUGGCCCACCUGGAGAAAAGGAGAUCACUCCUGAUCUUGGCCUGCCAUUUUUUUGAGUGUGCUCUGGAGUUUGCCAUCAGGAUAGAUGAAGCUGAAGACUUUCAGAGUGUUGGUCAGAAAUCGACCACUGCAGACAACAUGAAUGAACUCCUUCAGAGACACAGCACUAUUAGAAGAGGGAUGUUGGAGAAGUCAAUGCUGGUGUUGAAUAAGAGUCGUGAGUUGCUGGGAUUUUUGAAGGACUUCCAGUCCCAGCAGGCCCUGAAGUAUGGCAGAGCUUCUCACGGGGCCUGGAGCAGCUUUGGAAAGGUGGAAGGUUUAAUGGAGAUUCUGCAGGACAGACGCCGGCAAGUGGACCUUUGCAUGAGACAACAAAAGCAUGAGCUGGAAACGAUUUACCGUAUUCGACAGUGGGAGAGACCGGAACAGGAGGUAACACAGUGGUUUAAGGAAAAGGCUACUUUGUUCUUGGAAAACAGUCAGCUGGGUUCAUCUCUGUCAGAAAAUGAGGACUUACUACGUGAAUACAAAGAGUUUGAACAGAAAUCCAAGGACUGGGGUGUGCUGGUUGAGAGGUUGAUACAGCAGGCGUCAGAUCUGCUUUCCUCGAAUGAGUGCACACAACUUCAACGCUUGUCAGAGAAGAGUGAAAAACUCAAAGCUACACACGAGCACUUCUGGAGCCUCAUGAUGAAUCGUCUGGCUCAUCUGCAGGAGAGCAAUGCCUUUUACAGCAGUGCUAAUAAAGUACGAAUUUUAUGUUUAUUUAUUUAUUUAAGUCAAGUCAAGUCAAGUUUAUUUGUACGGCGCUUUUCACGAUACAAAUCAUUGCAAAGGAAACAUGAUGAGUAUUCACGGAGUAUAAAAGAUGCAUCUGUCGAGCCUCUUCAGAGAGGUCAGCUGUUACUUCAGAAGCUCGACCCACAAAGUGCCCAAGUUGGAGGGCUGCAAAGGAUGCUGGGAUACAUCAAAGAGAGAAUCGAUGCUCUGAGCCAUGAGUGUCACGCCCACAGAGAGUUAACAGGCAAACGGCAGCAGCUGGUGUCUUCAUUUGAAGAACUGGUGGAUAAGGUGUCUGCUUGGAUUAAGAGCAGCAACAGUGUCCUCUCUUCCAGCACAGAGCCUGGUUCAUCUCUAACUGAGGCUGAGGACACCCUUAACAAGCAUGUUGAGCUACUCUCACAGUCUCAGGAUGCUGUGAGAGAAUCAGAGGCUAUAGCUGGUUUUAUAAAGGAACUAAAGGGGCUGGAAUCCUCAGAUGCAGUUGAGUUGUCUAACAAAGCUUCACUUUUGGCAGAGGAGAUGAAAACACUGCUCAGAAACAUUUCAUCUCAUGUGGAAAGCCUUAGACCCUACGUGGACUUUCUGCGCAGUGCAGAUGAGGUUGAGGAACAGAUAAGGACACUUGAGGAAUGCUAUAAGAAUAGGCCAGAGGAAAAUGAAGGAGCAGGUGCAACCAUGAAGGAUAUGCUGGAUGCUAAGUGGCAGUCAUUGCUGCAGAAGUUUUUCACCAUGCAGGACCUGGGAAACAAUUUUAUGAACUCCUCUAACAUGAUCAGUGGCAACCUGAAUCUAAACAUUAAAGCAGCAGGGCAUGUUGUAGAAAUAUAUAUGGACACACUGACCAAAAAGAAGUCUGAACUAGCAGACUUAUGGACGUCCUGGCAACUGCAUUAUAGUCAGAUGAAAUCUGUGAAGAAGCAGUGGAAAAAAUUUAAGGAUCGACUUAAAAAGGUUCUUCAUGAUUUAAAGGCAAUGGAGGAGAUUUUUGCUCCAGCUUCAAAGGUUGAUUUGGGGGGUGAUUCUCAGUCUGUGUCUAAACUACAGGAUAACUUCAAUGCUGUAAAGCCAGAAUUCCUGCAACUGAAUGCAGAAGUGGAAUUCCUGGUUAAGACAUCCGAGCUGCUUGGCUUGAAGGGAAUACCGGUGAAAGAGAAGAACGAGAGAGUUUCUGAGCUCCUGCAGCUACAUCAGCAUGUCAGAGAUAAAAUCAGAGCGUAUGAAACCAUUCUCAGUAUGGCCAGUAAAUUUCAUCAGCUUUAUCAAGAGCUGGACACUGUAUUACAUGCAGAACCAGUGACUGUGUACAGUGACACCAGCCAGGCCAGGACUCAGUUGACUCAGUACCAAGAGAGGCAGAGGCACAUCCACUAUCUGUACAAGCUCGCCCUCUCGCUGGGUGCAGAUCUCACCAGCACUGUGCAACACUCGCGUCUGCUGGUGUUGUCAGUGCAGCAGUUAAAGGAGAAACUGGAAAAAUUGGAAAGAGGAAGCGUUGAAUGGAUUGCUGAGGCCAACAAGUGUGAAGAGAGUUUGAUGAGCAUUGUCCACUUCUGCCUUUAUAAGGAAGAGAUUGGUGAGAUGAGAGAGUCCUUUAAAGAUCUCAAAAAGAAAUUCAACAAUUUGAAAUUCAACUACAUGAAGAAAAACGAGAAGUCGAGAAACUUAAAGGCGGUGAAAAAUCAGAUCCAGCAAAUUGAGAUUUACAUUGAAAAGCUACAGGUUUUGAAGAAGAAGCUGCAAGGCUUCACUCUGAAAGUAUCCAGCAGCAGUGAGAGCCAUUUAAUUGGCAACAGCCUCAGAGAGAUUGAGGAUGCCUUAAAUGCGCUGCAGAGACAAGUGGGCGAUUUUGACAGGGCAGUGGAGGAGUACAAACAGAACCUGGACAUGAAUGUCAAGCUCCAGCAAGCCUUAGAGGAGUAUCAGUUCUGGUGCGACGAAGCAAUCUCCACAAUUGUACGUGUGGGUAAAUAUUCCUCUCAAUGUAAGACUAAGGAAGCAGUCGGCUCUCUCUACAAACAGUUUGAAAAAUUUGUGUGGCCCACAAUACCACAGCAAGAGGAGAGAAUUAGCCAGAUCACAGAGCUGGCAGUACGGCUACAUGGUGCUGAAGAAGGAAAGAAAUACAUGGAGAAAACAAUCAACAAACACCAUGAAAUUGUAGAAUCAAUAAAAGAACUAUCAAAUGGGCUGCUGGACCUUGAAGCCAAACUUCAGUUGGAGACUUUGAAGCAGUCUCUAACACCUGAAGACAACAACAAACGAGACACCAUUGAUACGCCUGAACCAAAGGAAAGUGGACAUACCCCUGAGAUGACAGGCCCACACUGUACUAAAGAGAUGCCUGUCGGCAAGAAUCCGGAAAAUAAGAAACCUCAGCUUCGCAAAACACGAAGCCAAGAUCUGCCAGACAAACAUCAUCCAGAGCAUCAAAAAGUGCUGUCAGAGACCAGGUUGUACACACAGGAGGCCUUUUCUAAGACCAGCAAAGUGGAGACCAUCACGAGCAAAGCUACUAUAGAGAGGAGAGAAAAGAUGCACACCUCUUUCUCUCAUUCUCACACCAUUAAUGUAAGCCAUUCCCCUGCAGAGCGGGAUAAGAGGAGUCACCUUCUGCAGCAAACCAAGAGAGACUCACAAGAAACCCCACCUCCCCCACCUCCGCGGGAUCCAGGCGUAUCACGUCCCAGCAUCAUAGACAUUCAAAGAGAGCUGCAGUGUGCUGUUCAGAAGACCAGCUCUGAGGACAAGUAUCAGGCCUGUAGUAGAAAUCAUCCUUUUCACUCAUAUUCCAAGACUUCUGCUCAUCAUUCUUUAGAGGAGGAAUAUUUGCCUCAUGGGACACCAGAGCCAGCAGCUACUGUACCUGAAGGUGAUUUCCACCCUGACCAUCUUACUGAGGAAUCGCUCUCCAAUGAUGAGUACGAAUGCACCUCCCCAGAUGACAUCUCCCUACCUCCUUUAUCUGAGACUCCAGAAUCCAACAUUAUUCAGUCAGAAAAUGACCUUGAUGACGGCUAUUGCGUGAGCUCUCACAGCCUUCACAUUAACCAGCACAGCCAUCAGUCCCACUCUCAGCAUGGCGACACACUACACCAGAGGCAGCGGGAGUGGAUGUCGAGUCAGGCCGAGAGCUACCCAUCUCCCACCACUGGCCUGGGGGCUAGGUUCAGAGCAGAGUCGUCCUCUUUUGUUCAAAGCCCCCUCACAGUACCUGCCCCAAGCCUUGUGUCAAACACCAUAUCCAGCAUCUUAAAAAGCAAAUCUGGCAACCCACCACCAAGCAGCAUCACUGAAACGCUUUACUCAGUGCAUGAGAGUCAUACCGAUAUGCAAAAGUGUGUGCAUGAUUCUAGUACGAGUCAGUGCCACAGCGCUCGGCCCAAUAACACGCAUGCUACCCCUACCCCAUUAACCACAGAGCAGGACUCGGAUCUCUGCAAGCCCACAGUCAUCCGAGAGGAGAUCAGGCGGGCAUCUUCCAAAAAGGUUAUGGGAAAACUGGCAGGUGGCACAGGCCCUAACUUCUCCAAACACUUGCCUAAUGCCACAGUAAUGGAGGGCUCUCCGGUGACCCUGGAGGUGGAAGUCACUGGAUUCCCUGAGCCUACAUUAACCUGGUUCAAGAAUGGACACAAACUGGCCAAUGAUGAGCACAUAGAACUAUCCCAUAAAGAAGGCAAACAUGCGUUGUUCAUUCACAGCUCUGCAGUGAGAGACUCUGGGCAGUAUGUGGUCACUGCCUCUAACUCAGCUGGCACUGUCACGUCCAGCUCCACGCUACAGGUCAAAGGUAACAACAGCCCUGACUUAGAUGUUCUCAAACUGGACUGGCACACCUGCUUUGGCACCCUCUGUUUCUUCUUGUGGCUUCUCUAUCUGCUGUUGUUAUAAUGGACACUGCCAUUAACAUAAGGAAAACACAUGGAUGUGGACUCUUCACUUUUGAACUUUCUUCACGUCACAUAACCACUGGUGUGUGCAGAAUUAACCGUCUUUGGUGACUGCACAAAUGUAAGAGCACAUGGGUAGUUGAUAUGAAUCUUCAUCUAAAACUAUUCUAAACUAGCAGUUUAAUAAUUAUUUUAGAAUGCAAUUCAUUUAUAAUGCAUGCAGCUCUUAUGAUAUUGUUUGAAAGACUACAUUUAAAUAUUUGUCGUUUUAAAAAUGAAUCUGUCACACUGUUGGACCUUUCAGUGAACUAGUGAAGGCAAAAAGAGUUUUGAAAUGGUGGUUAGGCACAGGACCUAAAUAUAUACUUUAUAUAUACAGUCUACAUAUAAAUUUCAACGUAAAAUUUUGUUGUUUAUUGUGUGUGUGUGUGUGUGUUUUACAUUGACACAUGCAUCAACUACCCACAGAUUUGUUCAUUUUGGCUAUGAACACUGAAAUCACUAUAAUAAUGUUUUGCAAUAUUCAAAUUCAGCAUGAACUGAAUUAUUUUGUAUUUUUCCUAUUAUAUUAUGGAAGUAGCAGUGGAUCUGCAUGCAGUUCCCUUUGUGAUGGUAAUAAAGCCUUGGUCUGCUCUGCCGGUAUUUAUAGUUGCAGUUCUGAAAUGUUCAGCAUUUUACAAUUAAAUUAUUUAUUUUUAAAGAGUUUGAGUGUUCUUUUUAAACAA
Sinocyclocheilus rhinocerous is the source of this 5997-nucleotide messenger RNA. Its product is annotated as coiled-coil domain-containing protein 141-like. Lineage: Eukaryota; Metazoa; Chordata; Actinopteri; Cypriniformes; Cyprinidae. The record is from RefSeq and is a predicted model, not a curated record. The transcript has 25 exons. Bases 222 to 5273 code for a protein of 1683 amino acids.